Messenger RNA from Dendrobium catenatum, 1693 nucleotides. RefSeq names its product F-box/kelch-repeat protein At5g26960. The record is from RefSeq and is a predicted model, not a curated record. Gene Ontology annotation, molecular function: protein binding. The transcript has a single exon. The coding region runs from base 169 to 1413 and encodes 414 amino acids. Lineage: Eukaryota; Viridiplantae; Streptophyta; Magnoliopsida; Asparagales; Orchidaceae.
GGCGCUAUUCAGUUCCAUUGCGUUGGUCCUUUUUAUUGGUCAAAUCGGCGGUGCGCUAACUCUUUCCUGAGGAAUCGUGGUCAAAAGAGAAAGCACUUCCUGCUUUAGUGCUUUUUUUCGGCUUCUUCCCCCACUCGCCAAUCCACUCCCGAUAUUCUCGAUCUCGCAAUGGGCGAGUCUCGCGGCUUCUCUUGGCUGGUCAAGUCAUGCAUAGCCGAUUCCUGCCGGGAAAUAGCCCGAUCGCCGGUGGCCAACCACCGCCACCAUAAUGAAUUCAUUUCCUCCGACGCUUCCUGUCUGUAUGCCCCUAUCUUCACCCUCCCCGACGAUCUCCUCUUCGAGUGCCUCUCCAGGGUUCCUCUCUCUUCCCUCCCCUCCCUAUCCCUUGUGUGCCGUCGCUUCGCGCUCCUUCUUGAAAACCCGGCUUUUCAUGAUCUCCGCCGUUCCCGCGGCCGACUACGCCGCACCCUAUUCGCCAUUUGCGUUUCUGAUCUCGGCUUCAUCACUUCUGCCGCCCUCCCCGUCCCCUUUCCCGCCCACCUCGAUCCCUCCUGGAAUCCCUUCGCCACCCCCAUUUCAUUUUCUCCUGAUCUCGCCGCAGGCGCCUUCUCCCAACCACGCCUCGCUGCCAUGGGCCGUGCCAUAUACAUUAUCGGUCGUGGGGCCACUCUGCGAUACGACUCUUUGACCGGCGCCGUCACCUUCCGUGCGCCGACCAUCUUCCCUCGCAAGAAGUUCGCGGCGGCUGUGAUCGGCUGUCGGAUCUAUGUAUCGGGAGGCGCUACCCGCACAUCCGCCGUGGAAGAGUAUAAUCCGGACGUGGAUGAGUGGCGGGUGGUUGCGGAGGCUCCAAGACGGCGCUACGGCUGUGUCGGGGCUGCCGCCGGUGAGAUUUUCUAUGUGAUUGGAGGUCUACGUGUGGGAAGCCGGAUGGAGGAAGAGGAAGAGUCGCGGGGCGCACGCACGUGUGCGGGCUCGAUGGAUGCAUACCACGUGAGGGCCGGGAUGUGGCUGCGGGUGCGAGCGGUGGUGCCGGGCGGUGGCUGCGUAGUGGGGGCGUGCGGGUCGGGGGCGCACGUCUACGUCCUCGCCAGCCACGCUGUGGAGCUUUCGUUCUGGCGGUGGGACGGGAAGGGACGGCGAGGAGGGGAUUGGACGCGACUUGAACCGCCUCCUUUGGCCUGGCAACUCCGGCUCGGCGGCGCAGUGCAUUUCUCGUGUACGAGUAUUGGCGAUACGAAGCUGGCGGCGCUCGUCCACGCCUCCGCGAGCCAUGGGGGAGAUCUGGGCAGAAGGUCGAGGGGCUUGGAGGCGGCACUUCUCGUCUACGACAUCGGAGCCGACGAGUGGUCUCGUGGGUCGGAUCUCCCGCGUGGCUUACGCCGUGCUGCUUGUGCUUGUGUCGAGUGCUAGCACUGCCUACCUGAGCAUUGCUUGGUGCGCCAUGAAUGGGUCAGAGCUAGCAUAAGCAUUUCUCUGGCAAAAAUCUGAACUUUUUUAUUUGCUGUUGCGGUCCCAAGUGGAUGUCUGGCUGAUUUUGUAAUUGGGAUUUGUGUUCUUUCGAUUGUUGCCAUUUGCUGCAUAAGGGAGCUAUCUGUAUGGAGUUUAUCUGAAUUUAACUCCCAAUUCCUAACUCUUUUGUCUUGAAUAUUUUGUAUUGUUGGUUUCAUAAAUAGAAAUUAUAUUUGUGCUU